GCAACGUCCAGAACUUCAUCUCGCAUCUACUAUCGCUAAGAAAGAAGAGGCUAUUUCCAUCUUUUUUGCUAUUCUUCUUUUGUCAACAUGUGCGACUUCGUGCCUCUUCCGAUCGUGUGCUUCCAGUGUGGAACUGACCAGAACCCAUGUCAUUGUAAGGUCAUUGGACCUACUAUCGGCUUCGUAGUCACAGUGGGCAUGGCUAUCUUCUGUUGGCCUGCGUCACUGCUCUGCUGCUGCUGCGCAACUGAUACGGGAAAGAGCGUAUUGGCCCUGCCCGUGGACACGGGCAACUCAAUCAGUAAUGCGAUACCUAUAUGACGAGCCUCAAGCGAUACAACAUAGCAUAUGCGACUUUCCUAAACUACAAAUUCUUCACCAACACCUACUUUGCACAUAAUAUCACCUUUGGCCGAGCAAGAGUUGGAAGACUGGUGAGGCGCUGGGGACUUGAACAUGAUACCCACCAGCAACUGGAGACCUAACCAAACUAAUAUAUACGUACACGAUUUCAACUUUCUUUUGGUGACAUAUAUGGUGAGGCAUGAUACACUUCCCGUGGUCUGCUCGGCUAGGCACACCGUACCACGUCAACACGUCAGGACGCGUUGCUCUCACUUACUCACCUUCACUUUGAGACCUAACGUUGACAAGCGAAA
This is a messenger RNA of Alternaria alternata, 659 nucleotides long. RefSeq lists its product as hypothetical. The coding region runs from base 88 to 321 and encodes 77 amino acids. The transcript is spliced from 4 exons. Lineage: Eukaryota; Fungi; Ascomycota; Dothideomycetes; Pleosporales; Pleosporaceae. The record is from RefSeq and is a predicted model, not a curated record.